AUGAGUGCGCCGCCGCCUCCCAAUCCCCCGAACGGCCAGCCUGGCCAGGCGCAGGCGCCCAAACGCCCGUACCGCCGACCGCGUGCGGUGAACCCACUGGUGGCGCGAGGCCGAAACGACCCAUCCAAGCAGAUGAACCGGCCCGCAUCUACAAUAAAGCCGUCCGCGACUGUUAUUGCGAAAGCCGGUCCGUCAAAGGAUCCGGUCGAGGCUCUCCGCGAGCAGGACUACCAGAAGCUCAAGGAAUUUGAGGCUCGGCGCAAGCUCAACGGGGGAUGGACGGAGCCUGCGCCGCCCAACGUUGUCGAAUAUCCGCUCAUGGUCUCGAAGCGUGCCCUCAUGGAGGCACGAUUCCAUGUGAUGCGAUUGGCCCGGGCCAAGGCAGUCCAAGGUGAUCCAAUAAAUGGCAUCGAUCCCACCGACCCUGAACAGUUCUCGCGUCCUGUCACUCUCCAUCGCCGUGACCCGCGACAGCCACCGGCGGCCAGAGUGGUACCAGAGGAGGAGGAGGAGGUCAAGCCGAGCCCACCUCCGCCCGAGCCUACAACAGACGACAAGGAGGCCGAGAGAUUGGCACAGAUCAAGGCGGAUAAGGAAGCUCAACGAGCGGCGGACCUGGCCCAGAUCGCGCCAACCAUCAAGGCGAACGAGCCACCUGCGCAAAAGAAGCCGCCACCCCAAAAGAAAGAGAAAGCCUUCACGUCCCACCGACAGACGAAGAAGGACUACGAUCCCAAGACAUCCGAGCUACGUUACGAAGAAGCUCUGCCAUGGCAUUUGGAAGACGCGGAUGGCAAGAACGUGUGGGUUGGCCAAUAUGUUGCCGCUCUAUCCCAGGCAAACGUUGGUCUCGUUAUUAGCGGCGAGGGCUUUAAGAUGGUCCCGUUGGAGAAGUACUACAAGUUCACGUCAAAGCCUCACUUCAAGGCAUUCAGCAUCGAGCAGGCCGAGAGCAUCAUGAAGCAAAACAUUGCCAUCGGCCCGCACAAGAUGACUGAGGAGAAGAAGGAGCAGAUGAAGCUCGAGCAAGAGAUUGCUGCUACGCGGGAUUUCCUUCGAGGUGGCAGAGCAACCAAGGUCAAGAAGGAAAGCAACACCUACCGGUCUGCUCCCAGGUCCGAGAAGCUCGACCAGGACGACAUUGAUAUGUCGGGCGACGAGUUCCAGGAUGAUGACGAAAACCACACGUUUGAGAAGGAGAGGGAUGAGGAGACCAAGGAGGCAAAAGAGCGACAGCGGCGGAACCACCUCGGCGCCAACCUGUUCGGUGAUGCGAACGAGAAGCAAGUGGAGAAAGAAGAGGCCGAAGAAGAGCUCAUGGAGCAACUGCGAAAGGAAGAGGGCAAGCGUGUCCGCAAGGCUCUCGCCCGUCGUGAGAAGCACUUGAUGUACCAGAGUGAUUCCGACGACAAGGACAACCCAUAUGACUCGUCGAGUAGCUCGGAAUCGGAGCCGGACGAGGAAAAGGAGGCCAAGGAGAAGGAGGCCAAGGAGAAGGAGGCUAAAGAGAAAGAGGCCAAAGAAGCCAAAGAAAAGGAAAAGCUUUCCGUGGGAGCCGCAGCUAAAGGGAGUGGCACCUCUCCUAGUAAGAACAAGCAAGGGAAGUCUCUCAAGCGCCCGGGUUCACCGAAUUUGUCCGAAUCGAGCGAGAACGAGGCAUCCCGCAAGAAGGCAAAGAAAUUGGCUACCGGCUCGGUACAGCCCAGCCGCUCCAGCACUCCAGUGCCUGGACAACGUGCCAAGGGCCCUGGCGGUGCUACAAGUGAUGGUGAAGCUACCGCUGGAGAGAUGUCAGAUGGUGGCAUUAAGAAGAACCGACUCAAGUUGGGAGCCACCGGCGGCAGUUCUCGCGGCACGCCUGUUGGCUCCAGGGCCGGAAGUCCUACUCCGGGAGCAGGCUCAAAACCUGGAUCGCCCAUCAAGGCCGACAGCCCCAAGCCUGGCGUGGUCACCCCCGACGAGAUCGUGGCCGCUCUUGCGGCGAACCCACAGGGUAUCGCGAUCGGAGAUCUGCUGAAGCGGUAUUUCAGUGACCGAGUCGGGACGGGCGAGAACCAGAUUCACAGGAAGGAGUUCAUCAGUCUGGUCGUCCGCCACUCACAACUGGACAAGGUCGAUAAGCUGCUGCGGAUGAAACCAAGCAAAUAG
This is a messenger RNA of Pyricularia pennisetigena, 2148 nucleotides long. RefSeq lists its product as uncharacterized. Gene Ontology annotation, molecular function: DNA binding; TFIIF-class transcription factor complex binding; RNA polymerase II general transcription initiation factor activity. The coding region runs from base 1 to 2148 and encodes 715 amino acids. The transcript has 3 exons. The record is from RefSeq and is a predicted model, not a curated record. NCBI's taxonomy places the organism in Eukaryota, Fungi, Ascomycota, Sordariomycetes, Magnaporthales, Pyriculariaceae. Gene Ontology annotation, cellular component: nucleus; transcription factor TFIIF complex. Gene Ontology annotation, biological process: transcription initiation at RNA polymerase II promoter; positive regulation of transcription elongation by RNA polymerase II.